AUGUUGGCCAUCAUCCCGGCGCUGCUCCUCCUCCCCGCCGUGCUGGCGGGGGUGGUGCCCGUUCCCGCCGCGGCGCAGCUCGAGCUCGACGCGCGCGCCGUGUCGCCCAACAAGACGUGCGGGCUGGUGCAGGCGGGCGUCAACCUAGGCUAUACGUGCCCGGGGGACUUUGCGUGCUGCUCGCAGUACGGGUACUGCGGCACCGAGGACUCGUUCUGCCUGACCACGGCCGGCUGCCAGACCAGGUACUCCAACGGCACCAGCUCCUGCCGCGCGCCGCGCUCCGGCGUCACCAUCUCCGUCGAUGGCACCUGCGGCACCACCGGCAUCGGCAAGGCCGGCUACCGCUGCCCGACUACCGGCGCGACCUGCUGCUCCGUGUCGUACGUAUUACCAUCAAGCGUCACCACCUGA
Molecule: messenger RNA, 414 nt
Organism: Lasiosphaeria miniovina
Lineage: Eukaryota; Fungi; Ascomycota; Sordariomycetes; Sordariales; Lasiosphaeriaceae
Exons: 1
Coding region: 1-414 (137 amino acids)
Molecular function (GO): chitin binding
Source: RefSeq, a predicted model, not a curated record